AUGUCACAUAUAGUAGACCAUAACAAAAAAAGUGUAUUAGCUUUAUUACUCCCUUCAGGAUCGAGAUUACCAGCAUUGGUCUUGAUAGGGUUAUGGAUGUUUUAUUUACAAUUAAAAAUUUUAAACAAGAAAUUAUUAAAUUUAAAUAAUUUGUUAUGCUAUGAUUAUUCUGCACUGGGUAGUACUGGUACUAACGAUGAUGCAACACAUAUGAUUUCCAGAUAUAGAAAACCACUAGUGAAGGCCACCAAAAUUGUAAUAAUAACUCAUGUAAUCUAUAUUUUUAUCCUAUUAAUUGAUAGAAGCAAACAUUAUUUUGAUACAACUGAUGAUAUAGUCUAUAAUUCCACCAUUGAAUCAUUCGCAUUUUUAAUCAAUCUAACUCCAUUGCUGCAAAUAAUUUGUAUUUUAUAUUUAACUUGUUAUAUAAACGCCUCAGACUUUAUGAAACAUGUAUUAAAAAAAAUUAUAAUGGGUUGUCAUAUUGAAAGUGGGUCUUCAAGAUUAUUGUACAUUUUAGUAAGUGAUACCUUAACAAGCUACAGCAAAUCAAUUGUAGACUUUACCAUGUUUAAUUUAUUAAACCUUUUCCAGCCAUAUUCCAAUGAUAUGGAAAAAUGGCUUAUCUCGAUUGUAUCUUUAAUUGUUGGAGUUAUUCCUAGUACUAUUAGAUUUGUGCAAUGCGUUAGAGAACACCAACCUUUCAAUGCAAUCAAAUAUGGGAUUCAUUAUCCUAUUCUUUUUUUAACUAUUAAGAAGCUCGUAUAUUUGAUUGAUCAAGGCAAUAUCGACAAAACUUAUAAUAUUGAAAUGAUGCUAGAUUGGGUAUUUUUUUUACAUGCAAUAUAUUCCUUUUGGUGGGAUUGUACUAUGGACUGGGGGUUAGAACUAUGGAACUUUACCAGUAAUAAUAAUGUCAGUAGCACCUGGUUAAGGAACUCAACUAGAUUCUCAAAUAAAACAUAUUGCGUAAUAAUUGUUGUUGAUUUUAUUUUAAGAUUUGUAUGGUUUUGGCAAUUAAUUUUUUCUAUUUCGCUGGAUCCAUUUUUACUUCAAUUUUUAGAAAUUUUCAGGAGGUGGCUAUGGAUUUUCUUAAGGUUAGAAUAUGAAUCAUGGAAUAAUUUAUAUGUGUCUAAGGAAUGA
Molecule: messenger RNA, 1143 nt
Organism: Saccharomycodes ludwigii
Lineage: Eukaryota; Fungi; Ascomycota; Saccharomycetes; Saccharomycodales; Saccharomycodaceae
Gene: ERD1
Product: Erd1p
Exons: 1
Coding region: 1-1143 (380 amino acids)
Cellular component (GO): cytoplasm; membrane
Source: RefSeq, a predicted model, not a curated record